ACUGUGUUUCCAGUACUCACAACUGAAAACCCACUUUUGCCCCACCUGUAUUUGCACUUGUGUAACUCUGAUAUUACGUCAUAUGACCCUGCAACCAGACCCUUGUGAUUCCUGAUGUCCCUGGAAAUGACCCCCUCUGACACCUGCUAAUGCCUCUGCUCUUUGAAGACCCUCAGUAGGACCCGCAUACCUGCCCACAGACCUCGCACUCAGCUCUACUGCCUCUGCUCUGCUUCCUUGUCAUUGGUGUUCAGGGUCAACUCUGAAGGCAAAACAACCUUAAAAACGUUCCCUUUUUAAGCUUUAGUAUCAAAGGCUCAUGCCCUCCCUAGGGCAGUGGGGAUGAGGGUAAAUAGUUUUGGAUUCAAAGACUGUCCUCUCCCAUUGAUGUCAGGUCAUAGCCUCUGGAGGUGGUGCUGUCAACAAACUACUCUCUGUCGAAGAUGCACUGGACACCGGAACACGCCCAGCCUCUCAACCAGUGGCCAGAGCAGCACCUGGACGUCUCCUCCACCACCCCGUCGCCAGCCCACAAGUUGGAGCUGCCCCCCGGGGGGCGCCAGCGCUGCCACUACGCUUGGGCGCACGACGACAUCUCCGCCCUCACGGCCUCCAACCUCCUCAAGCGCUACGCCGAGAAGUACUCGGGGGUCCUGGACUCGCCCUACGAGCGCCCCACCCUGGGCGGCUACGGCGAUGCCUUUCUCAACGGCGCCAAGGGGGACCCCGAGCCCUGGCCAGGGCCAGAGACACACUACCCCUUGGCCUCGCUCCACGAAGGCCUUCCGGGAACCAAGUCGGGCAGUGGGGGCGGCUCCGGGGGCCUCGGGGGCUCCCCGGUUUUAGCCGGGAACCUGAAGAAACUGACCUCAGAAAGAAUGUUAGACGUUGGCUACUCUCCUGUGUGA
This is a messenger RNA of Myotis davidii, 908 nucleotides long. It is a transcript of the gene FIGNL2, whose product is annotated as fidgetin like 2. The transcript has 3 exons. Lineage: Eukaryota; Metazoa; Chordata; Mammalia; Chiroptera; Vespertilionidae. The coding region runs from base 444 to 908 and encodes 154 amino acids. The record is from RefSeq and is a predicted model, not a curated record.